AUGAGGACUGCAGUUACUAGGGCAGAAAUUAAGAAGACUAUUUUCUCUAUGAAUAGGAAUAAGGUUCCUGGGCCAAAUGGUUUUUCUGCCGAGUUUUUUCAUAAGGCCUGGCUGAUUGUUGAGAAUGGGGUUGUGGAGGCUAUCCUUGAGUUUUUUGAGAUUGGAAAUCUUCUUAGGGAAGAACCAAAACCAUUUCCCUCCAAAAAUUCUCCCCCCUUUCUGUUUCCCUCGAAACCCAGCAGACCACCCAGCUCUCCUGUGAGACCGGCACCCGACCAGCAGACCACCCAGCUCUCCUGUGAGACCGGCACCGGACCAGCAGACCACCCAGACCUGCACCGCCGUCAGACCACCGGCACGGACCAGCAGACCACCCAGACCGGCACCGCCGUCAGACCACCGGCACGGACCAGCAGACCACCCAGACCGGCACCGCCGUCAGACCAGCGGCACCGGACCAGCAGACCACCCACCCCCCUUUCUGUUUCCCUCGAAACCCAGGGACCACCCAGCUCGCCUGUGAGACCGGCACCGGACCAGCAGACCACCCAGACUGGCACCGCCGUCAGACCACCGGCACCAGACCAGCAGACCACCCAGACCGGCAUUGGCGUCAGACCACCGGCACCGGACCAGCAGACCACCCACCCCCCUUUCUAUUUCCCUCGAAACCCAGGGACCACCCAGCUCGCCUGUGAGACCGGCACCGGACCAGCAGACCACCCAGACCGGCACCGCCGUCAGACCACCGGCACCAGACCAGCAGACCACCCAGACCGGCACCGGCGUCAGCCCACCAUUUCUCUCCCAGCUCUCUGA
This is a messenger RNA of Alnus glutinosa, 819 nucleotides long. Its product is annotated as proline-rich receptor-like protein kinase PERK9. Lineage: Eukaryota; Viridiplantae; Streptophyta; Magnoliopsida; Fagales; Betulaceae. The record is from RefSeq and is a predicted model, not a curated record. Bases 1 to 819 code for a protein of 272 amino acids. The transcript is spliced from 2 exons.